AUGCGCACAUCGACACACUACGGCAAGUGCAAUAUGCGUGCACGGGAGUGGCCAAUCUUCACUUCGCUUGGCUGUGUCCCUCCCUUCUUCCCCUUGCUCGAUCCGCGAUUAUCUGCCCACCGCGCUGUGCGCCGCGCCAAGUUGGGCCUCAGGGAAGCAGGACCUCGCCGCGGCCGCCGCCCGACCCGGAAUCAGGAGAGGGGAGCUGCCCGAGCUAUUGUGCUCAUGGACUCAUCAUCCGCCACGCCAUCGGCCCUACCGUCGUCCUCGGCGGCUGAUGCGGUUGCCAAACUGACAACCGCCCCCACCGCCGGUACCGAGACGGGAGGGACUGGGCCAACAGCGGCCGAGGUCGAGGCCGAGGCUUACGAGCGGACACACGUCCACGGUGUCUACGAGGCGAUCGCCCCGCACUUUUCGGCCACUCGCUACAAGCCUUGGCCUACCGUGGGAUCGUUCCUGCGCUCUCGGGCAGCCGGCGCCGUUGGGCUCGAUGUGGGCUGCGGGAAUGGCAAAUACCUGGGCGUGAACCCAGGUGUCCUCAUGGUGGGCUCCGAUCGGAGCCCGUCGCUCAUCGCGCUUGCCAGGGACCGUUGCAUGCGGCUCCAAGCUCAACAAGGUAAUGCAGCCGGAGCAGGAACAGGCGGGGAAGCCGGUGGCGCCGCGGUAGCCACUGACGUUCUCGUGGCUGACGGGCUUUCGCUACCCUUCCGUGAGCGUGCUGCAGACUUCGUCAUCUGCGUGGCCGUCGUACACCACAUGUCGACGCGGGCAAGGCGGCAAGAAGCGAUCCGGCAGCUGCUGCGAUGUGUCAGGUUGGGAGAGGUCGGUCAGGCAGGGGGUCAGGUCCUCGUCUACGUUUGGGCGCUCGAGCAAAGCACCAGCCGACGCGGAUGGGACGAGGGCGGAGAGCAAGAUUUGUUGGUGCCGUGGGUCUUGAAGUCCCAGCAGAAGCAGCCGAAGCAGCAGAAGCCGCAGAAAAAAGCCCAAAAACAAGCCAUUGGUGGCGGUGAUGCCGUUGCUAAGGGCGGUGAAACACCGCCUACGCCAACAGCAGCUGGCCCUGCAGAACCAGAGGCGCCGCCUAGCCACGCCGACCCCGUCUUUCAGCGUUACUACCACCUCUACCGCAAAGGCGAGCUGGAAGAGGAUGUGUUGGCGGCAGGGGGUGUUGUCGUCUCCAGCGGCUACGAGAGAGACAACUGGUGGGUUGUUGCUGCCAAUGAGCCCGCCCCAUAG
Molecule: messenger RNA, 1239 nt
Organism: Chaetomium globosum CBS 148.51
Lineage: Eukaryota; Fungi; Ascomycota; Sordariomycetes; Sordariales; Chaetomiaceae
Exons: 2
Coding region: 1-1239 (412 amino acids)
Biological process (GO): tRNA wobble uridine modification
Cellular component (GO): cytoplasm; nucleus
Molecular function (GO): S-adenosylmethionine-dependent methyltransferase activity; tRNA binding
Source: RefSeq, a predicted model, not a curated record